UUUUAAGUGCCUGAAAAACAAAUCUCUAAUAUUCUUACAUGACUUGAAAAUUCCCAGAAUCGCGUCUUUUAAAUCAAAACAAUUUUGAAGUAGUAACAUUCCUUUGACUUAGUGUUAUAUGUCAAAACAAACUGUGAACAAAGAGACUAGUGUUGUCUAAACUGGGAUUGUACCCGCUUGGGGUAUUACUCAGUCAGAAGCUUGUUGCGACAUUGGAGAUAUGUGACAGCAAAAGUUGCCUCUCUUUCUGGAGUUGACUGCAAAUAUUCUCCUCCUGCACAUGGAAGCCAAAGAUAUGAACCCAUUAUCUUUUAGGUACCAAUUUUAAUAACUUGAUAAAUAAACAAACCUAGGUUUGAAAAUACCAUCUUAAAAAGCAUAGCGAGAUCCUGCCAAAAUAGUUUCCUAGGAUUGGGUUGGGAUUACAAGAUCUUGAAACAUAAGAUCAUAACAAGGAUUAUAAGAUCCUGAUGAAAUGAAAAUAUACUAGUAGUGCAUACAAAGCAUGUCAUGAUCACAAGUUCAUAGGUAACCUACAAAACACAGUAACAAGACUUGAAUCCCAAAUCACAUACAAAACAGAGGCUUUCCUAAAGUUUAAACAUAACUCAACCAACCAGGUCCACAAAAGAAACUACUCAAUGCUUAAUUCAUAGUAGUCAAAAUUGUGAGUCACUUGUUAAAUCAUACAAGUUUACGAUGUUUGGAGUGUUUUGCAGUUCCAAUCUCACACACAAUUUCCCGUUGUGGUGAAAUCAAGCCAAAUCUCUACCGAAAAUCACAAAAACGUAUGGUAGUGCAUUCUUAUUUAUGUGAUGGAAAAUGAAGGUUGGGCAUGAAGGCUGAAAGGGGACCACAAUAUCUACAUUGAAGAUUUAAUUAUGAUGGUGAUUGGUAUGCGGCUGAGGAAGAAAAUGCAGGUGUGGGCUGUGUGGCUGUGGUUGAUCCAAACGAUGAUGAUUUGAUUCAUGUUGAAGAAGCUGGUAGUAGUGCUACAUCAAUUGUACCUGUAGAUGAAUUGGAUGCUCCUAGUGUUGAAGAAAGUAACUAUGGAGAGGGAGAUGAUGAUGAUGAUGAUGAUGUUGAUGAUGAUGAUGAUGAUGAUGAUGAUGAUGGACACGGUUGAGGAGAUGAUGAUGAGAUGGAUGAAGAUAAAAAUGUUUAUGCUAUGAGUCAAUACUGGCUAUCAGUUUCAGCAACAAGGCAUCCAGAUAUAUGUGUUCUGGAGGAAGUGAUCAAGUUGUAAAGAUAUGGGAUUUGCAAAGGAAGCGCUGUAUUAAAAGGUUUAAGGGUCAUACUAAUACUGUCACAGGUGUAAUGUACAAUUGUAAAGACGAGCAUUUGGCUUCUAUCAGCCUCAAUGGGGACCUUAUACUUCAUAACCUUGCCUCUGGGCAAAGGACAGCUGAACUCAAAGAUCCCAAUCAACAGAUGUUGAGAGUUCUUGAUUAUUCUCGGGUUAGUCGUCACCUUCUUGUGACAGCUGGUGAUGAUGGGACAGUACAUCUGUGGGAUACAACUGGACGCAACCCUAAGCUUUCAUGGAUGAAGCAGCAUUCGGCACCAACUGCUGGCAUUAGCUUCUCUCCAUCCAACGAUAAGAUCAUUGCUAGUGUUGGCCUUGAUAAGAAAUUAUACACUUAUGACUCUGGAUCUAGAAGAACAACAUCUUGCAUUUCUUGCGAAGCUCCUUUUUCUUCUGUAGCCUUCAAAGAUGAUGGUUGGAUGCUGGCUGCCGGAACUAGCAGUGGACGUGUGGCUUUCUAUGAUGUCCGUGGAAAACCACAACCUGUUGGCGUUCUUCACGCUUAUGGUAGUUCAGAGGCUGUUACAAGCUUAUGUUGGCAAAGAUCAAAACCAGUUAUUGUCGAUGAAAGGAAUUGCACUGCUGAGACUGCUCUUGUGGGAGAUUCUGUUGAAGAUUCAAUCCUUAUGCCUGAUCCUUUACCUCCUGCAACUUCAUCAAGCAUCCCCCUAUCCACAUCAGUAUCUGGUACUUGGAAUUCUGGUCGGCUGGGUGCUUCCAUUGAUACAUCUUUGCUUGCAACAUCCAGCAGUGAAUUUAUAACAAGCCUACCAACUGUGUCUAGUGGAGAGGAAACACCACUUCGAAACAAUUUACGGCUAGGUGGAACACUGUCCAGGUUGAAUGCUCCGCGUUAUAAAUUGACGGAGGAAAUAGAUGUAUUCUCCCCUCUUGUAGAUGUUACACCAAUAACACCUUCAAUGUGGGAUGGAAAUGGGGUAAAGAAGGAUAUUUUAUCAUCCAGUCGAAGAUUUCCAAAUUCAGAAGUCGUAAGCAGCGAUCAUGCAAUAGCUGAUUGGAAGUCUGGCUCAACUACCAAGCAGGAUAUCACUCAAUCUUCCUUUCCAUUUGCGGGGUUAACUCCUCCAUCCACGAAGAGUGAAGAAUCUUCCAUCACUCCUCCAGAGGCAUGGGGUGGUGAGAAGUUAGCUGAUAAAUAUAUUUACCCACGUCAGGCAAAUGCACCAUCUCGUUUUGGGAUGUUAGCUUCCAGUGGUCAGGCAGCAGGAUUGACGCUUUCUGGAGUGCAGGAUACAUCCUCAUCAUCUGGUAUCAGUCCCUAUACCAGCAGUUCAAGCCUAAAUUUUUCCAAUUUACGCACAAAAGAUGUUUCUACAGGCCAGGAGACUUCGUUGGGGUUUUCUGAUCACAUGUUCUCUACUUCUUUACCUUUUCCCAUCAAUACAAAAGCCAGCAUUGUUGGACAGGCAAACAUUGACUCUCCAAAAAUAUCUGAUUCUCCUAGAAUGCAAUCCUUUUCUAAAAGAAUUUCUAGUUAUGCAGAAAGAAUAAGCACCGCACCUGCCUUCGGCGAUGGUGCAUCUCUUGCAGGUGGUUCACCUAAGAUUAAGAAAUCAGGAGCCGAAACCAGAGAAGAACUUCUAAAUAGCUUGCUAUUGAAGUCAGAAACAUCUAUCCCUACAGAAUCAGGCUCUCUACUACUGACAAAUGGAACAAUACCACAACAGAAAGCAUCUCAGUCAGAAGCACAAGGAUCUUCAUUUACACUUCAACUUUUUCAGCGGACAUUGAAUGAAACUCUAGGUUCCUUUCAGAAAUCUAUACAUGAGGAUGUGAGAAACGUCCAUCUUGAAGUAUUAAGACAGUUUCAUCUGCAAGGGAUGGAAAUGUCAACCAUGAUGAACUCAAUUCUGGAAAAUCACGCCGAGUUAGUGAAAGAAGUGAAGGCUCUGCGUAAGGAAAACGAGCAGCUUAGACAGUUGCUUUGAUCGAUGUGAAUAAGGUCGCUACAUUUUUCUGACAGCGUCUUUAUCCCGUGGGGUCUGUUUUAUCUUUUGCAGACUAGCAAUUUAUCUUUGAUUUGUGACACGCAAUUGGGUUUCAGCUUUUUGAUAGUGGUGGUUGGGAAAAAAAAUCACAAGUGAAUCGCAUGUUACUGGAAUAGGUAUUGAAAAUGUAUAGAGGUGAUUUUUUAAUUAUGGAAUCUAUUUGUUGGUGAUCUAUAUUUUGCAGAUUAUAUAUUUGUGGAAUAAGUAUAUAAAUUUAAAAUGUGAUGAUUUGUCAGAUAUAUACUAUACGUAUAUUUGGUUUA
Messenger RNA from Lathyrus oleraceus (garden pea), 3578 nucleotides. RefSeq names its product protein NEDD1. Gene Ontology annotation, biological process: regulation of phragmoplast microtubule organization; regulation of mitotic spindle organization; cell plate assembly. NCBI's taxonomy places the organism in Eukaryota, Viridiplantae, Streptophyta, Magnoliopsida, Fabales, Fabaceae. The record is from RefSeq and is a predicted model, not a curated record. The transcript is spliced from 9 exons. Gene Ontology annotation, molecular function: gamma-tubulin complex binding; protein binding. Gene Ontology annotation, cellular component: kinetochore microtubule. Bases 1216 to 3255 code for a protein of 679 amino acids.